UUUCCCAAAAAACCCUUGCUGGGGUUUUUGGAACAAAAUUCAAUCGCAGAGACGAACAAUCCAAGUAUCCAAAUCCCAUUUUCACCUUCACUUCACUUCACUUUCACAAAGUAGAAUCUCCAACGGAGGUUUUGGCCCAAGUGUUUUCACCGCCUAUGGCAGCCGCCAACCAUCUUUGGAACUCCGCAGCUGCUGCUGUGGUCGCAUUCCCACUACUGAAGCCUCUUAGCAAUAGCAAAGGCGGAGUGCCAAAGCGAAUGGUGAUUUGCGCCUGCACCCUGGACUCCAAGUCCGCCGACCAAGUAUUUUCGGUCACGUCUUCCAGCAAGUUCGAGGUCGACUAUCUCGGGCAGAGCACCAAAGGGGACUUGAAUCUCAACUGGGACCAUCUUCAAGCUCUUGUCGAUGGUCAGGCUACUCUAGAGGGUCCCAUUGAGGAGGUAGCCAGGAUAGAAGCUGAAGAAGCUGAGCAUUUGCUUACUGACUUGGGUAUUCCGAGUCCCUCUUCAGCAAGGACUUCGCCCCGUGGUAUCUUUUGUAGCCGGACCUUAAAUCUCCGGUCCAUUAGUGCCAUUGGAUAUGACAUGGAUUACACCUUGAUGCAUUAUAAUGUCAUGGCAUGGGAAGGGCGAGCUUAUGAUUAUUGCAUGGACAAUCUAAGGAACGUAGGUUUCCCUGUUGAUGGACUUGCAUUUGACCCAGACUUGGUCAUUCGAGGUCUUGUCAUAGACAAGGAGAAAGGAAAUUUGGUUAAGGCUGAUCGAUUUGGUUACGUACAGAGGGCCAUGCAUGGCACAAGAAUGCUAUCUACUCGUGCUGUCAGUGAGAUAUAUGGGAGGGAACUCGUGGAUCUUCGGAAGGAGAGUCGAUGGGAGUUCCUCAAUACUCUCUUCUCUGUUUCAGAAGCCGUGGCCUACAUGCAGAUGGUCGAUAGAUUGGAUGAGGGAGCCAUAGCUGCAGAACUUUGUCCACUUGAUUAUAAAGGACUUUACAAGGCUGUUGGAAAGGCUCUUUUCAGGGCACAUGUAGAAGGUCAGCUUAAGCAUGAAAUAAUGUCCAAGCCUGAACUUUUUGUCGAGCCUGAUCCGGAAUUACCUUUAGCACUUUUGGAUCAAAGAGAGGCAGGUAAAAAGCUUCUUCUUAUUACAAACUCCGACUAUCAUUACACUGACAAGAUGAUGCAGCAUUCCUUUAAUAGAUUCCUUCCCAAUGACAUGGGCUGGAGAGAUCUAUUUGAGAUGGUAAUAGUCUCAGCAAGGAAGCCAGAGUUCUUCCAAAUGUCACACCCAUUGUAUGAGGUGGUGACUGAUGAGGGCUUAAUGCGUCCAUGCUUUAAAGCUCGUGCUGGGGGAUUGUACUCCGGGGGAAGCGCUCAGAUGAUUGAGAGUUCCCUAAAUAUUCACGGAGAUGAAAUAUUAUAUGUCGGUGACCAUAUUUACACUGAUGUAAGUCAAUCCAAAGUUCAUCUACGAUGGCGAACAGCAUUGAUUUGUCGAGAACUGGAAGAAGAGUAUAGUGCUUUAAUUGGCAGUCAGGGUCAUCGAGCGGGAUUGAUAGAGCUUAUUAAUCAAAAGGAGGUUGUCGGAGAUCUCUUUAACCAACUCCGGCUUGCGCUGCAAAGGCGAAGUAAAGGACGUCCUGCCCAGACUAUUGCUGCAACUAACAUGAAUGAUCAAGAACUCAUGGAUAGCAUGCAAAAGUUACUUAUUGUAAUGCAAAGACUCGACCAGAAAAUUGGUCCAAUGUUAGAAGCAGAUGGGGAAUUGUUCAACAAAAGGUGGGGCUUUCUUUCACGUGCCGGGCUGUGGGAUAAAAGCCACUUGAUGAGGCAAAUUGAGAAGUAUGCCGAUAUAUACACCUCUAGGGUCUCGAAUUUCCUGAAUUAUACACCAUUCAUGUACUUUCGAGCACAAGAACAGACACUUGCCCAUGAUUCGUAUUCUGUUAAUGGAUCUGCUGUUGACAACUAGGUCCUGUUUGCUGUUGUCAUCUUUAUUAUAAGAUGUCUGAAGGUAGUAUGAAUUGUCAUUAAAGUUGGUGAUGGUGAUGACAAUUAAAACACCAAGGCGAUGUUUGGAAAAUAUUUACAAGCGAAAUGUGGGAAACAGCUCAAUGUAGUUCGAAUUUGUAUGCAUUGGCUUUUAGACAGGCCUGUGACUUGUCUCAUGUCAGUAGCAAGGGAAUCCAUCUCCUUUCGGUUUUUAAGGCUCAUGUCGUUUUGUUU
Messenger RNA from Tripterygium wilfordii, 2224 nucleotides. Its product is annotated as 5'-nucleotidase domain-containing protein 4. The record is from RefSeq and is a predicted model, not a curated record. Lineage: Eukaryota; Viridiplantae; Streptophyta; Magnoliopsida; Celastrales; Celastraceae. Gene Ontology annotation, molecular function: 5'-nucleotidase activity.